AUGCCUGGUGCAGGCUUGGGUGGUGCGACUGCUGCGCGAGAGGCCGCUUCGUCUGAACUGCCACUCCGAGGAGGCCCCGUUCCCAAAGACCGAGUUACAAUUGAGCUGUAUUAUUGCGCAUACAAGAGCGAUGCCCCUGACUGCUGCGGUGAUGUAAUGCGUUACCAUGAGUCUGCAUCGUGGAUCUUCACUGUCCAGAUACUUGGCUUCUCUUUUACUUAUGAGCAUUUGGUCCAGGAGGUUAGCAAGCUCCUGUGCACGCAUUUCAAGAUCGAAGAGGCGUCCGGCUUGGCCGAGCAGCGGUGGCCGAACGGGCAAGCUUACAUGCAGCUAUCUGGCAGUAUGUGGGUGGACUGGAAUAAGAGCAGAUCCUCACGUAUCACACCGCGGACAUUCCCAGAAGUCAUGGUUUCUUUGAGAGGAAUGCCAAAUGCCGUAAUCAAGGCUAGAUGCACAUUGAUGCAAGAUAUUCGCGCAGAGGAGGAUAUCGUACAAGCCAACAAAUCAGUAACCCGAUGGAAGUGUGCAGAGAUGGAGCGGAUUGCGAGACAGCGCAAGCAGGAGGAGGAUGCCGAACAAGCAGCAGAAGAGCGUCGUAGAUCAGAAGUCGUCGAAGUGCAACGGAAACAGGUGGAAGCUGACAAGCCAACGUUAGUAGUGCGGUCCAAGAAGUCGUUCGCUGGCCUGAAGAAGAAGGCAUCUCGGGCUGGUGAGUUAUGGUUCCAUGGUACCGGGUGA
This is a messenger RNA of Recurvomyces mirabilis, 738 nucleotides long. RefSeq lists its product as uncharacterized. The transcript is spliced from 2 exons. Bases 1 to 738 code for a protein of 245 amino acids. NCBI's taxonomy places the organism in Eukaryota, Fungi, Ascomycota, Dothideomycetes, Mycosphaerellales, Teratosphaeriaceae. The record is from RefSeq and is a predicted model, not a curated record.